AUCGCUGCGGAAGACGCGCGUCGAUUUAAAAUCGCGAUAAAAUAAAAGUUUAUAAAUCGUGAAAAUAAAAGUUACGACAUUUCGCAUCGGGACCGUUCCUUAUGUCAUAAUUUGUGAUCGUUUUUCGUAAUCUGUGUUAUUUGCUGGAACUAAUUUUAGGACAAGAAUGUUUUGUUGUGUAUUUUGAAUUUCAAAUUAAUCCGAAGGAAGAUCAUUGUGUGAAUCAAGAAUAGAUUUUUGAAGCUGGCUCGGCAAUUUAUAACAUCUUUCUUCCUAUUGUUAUUAAAAAAUGUGUAUAAUAAUUUUACAUUUGUUACGAAAGUGUAAAGACUAAAAAACAGUUAAAAAGGUAAACAAGUACCAGUGCAGAGACGUAUUUAAAAAAUUAAUUAGCUAUAGACAUCGGAAUAAUUCUAUAUGUGAUUAAAAUUAAACAAACUGUGAAAUAAAGACUUUGUUGUAUGUAAUAAAUAUGAUAUAAAAAUCAUGGAUCCUCAAGAAUUAGUACCAUUGGAAGCGGGCCUUGCGAACCGUCCACGUCCGACACGUCAGUUCAGCCAGCUAAAGUCUCGGGCCUGCUACCAGGGCCCCAUAAGACUAUGCAGACUAUUACUUUUGAUGAUAGUAUUGCCUUGUAUGUUUAUCUUCAUACCUUUGUAUAUGAGGUACAAAGUAUUCUCCGGUCAAAUGUAUCCUAUGAGCAUGACAGACAUGCGACUCAUUGACAGCAAGAUCUCGCCCACAUGGUGUCAGCGCCAAGUGGUGAAGUCGAACGCUACGUUCAAUGCCUUCGUGGUACCAGGUCCGCCGAGCCUGGCUGAUGAACUGGUACCAGUCUCCAUGACCCGGGAGUUGGAGCUCGAAGACGAUAUGAAGGAAUACUGGGGUUUCUAUCUACUGAAGGGGUCAUCGGUUACCGUGUCUACUUGUGUCAGAUGGCCAGGAGCUUCUUUAAUUAUGAUAAAAGGUUACAAGCAUCUUAAAGAAUGUGCAUACAUCGGUGAUAACUCAUCAGAAGAAUUAGAUGAACUUCUUGAAGCUUACAAACUCGGUCUUCUAUCUAAUACUACGUUACUGGAAAAGGUGCAGGAAUUAAAAAAAGUCGAUGGAAAAGCCAACGAUCCUGGUGCUAUGAAACGUCACAAAGCCGGUGUAAGCUUCCACGAUCCUAUGCAACAAGGAAAUAUGACGUCAUCGGAUCCUGUACCAAGUGUUGACGUCACUGAUCAUGAUCCCAAAGAAUUAAGAGAGAUUUUGGAGCGACUCCACGCGAUACGUCAGGCGGCCAAAGACGAGCAGCUGAAAUACUACCGGCCUCCUUCGCAUCUGAUGUCUCUCACUGAACUUCACAGACACAGAGACACAAAUGUUGAUAGAGACACAAGACAGUGGCUUUCUUUUAAAGAUAUAGAUGGCAAUAGUAGCAAUCAAGAUGUUGUUAAAAAUAAAUCGUUAGAAAAAACACUGGAUUCAAACAAUACUAUAGAAGCUAAGGAUACACCAGACGAAAUAAAAUCUACAACAAUAAAAUCUGAAAUCACUUCAAAUAUAAACAAUACAAAUGAAACAACUACGACAGUUGUAACAGAGAAAUAUGAAUCUCCUACAAACGUUAAAAUGGAUACUGGGAAUCCAACAAUAGAGUUAAAUACUUCGGAUACAGAUGUAAACUCCAAAGAAGUAUUUGAAGAUGUUCUGAAACAACUUCAAGCAUUAGGAGACAGGGGAAAGAAGGUUCUGUACCGACUGCAUAAAACAAUGGGCGUUGAUUAUCAAGAAAAGCAAGCACUAAACAGAUCUUUAAUUAUGAGUAAGGUGACAGGAAGUGAUGAGGAAUUGGAUCGUUUGCGGAAAGUGCUGGUUGAGGCUAUUGAUGAGGAGAAGAACAAAACCCAGAGACAACAAAGAAGACGCGACACAAGAGAAGAAGCGAGAGCUAGAAGGGAUCUGAUGCUGGCUCAGAUCGAGCUGAAGAAGGAACUGAACGAGGACGACGAGGCGAGGAACACCGCACAGGAAGAUGUAGACGAGGGUCUGUCUCCGGACGGUUACGCUGAAGAUCACAGCCAAGUGAACGAGACGACAGCAUUCGACAUGUCCAACUCGGAGUUCUGGUCCUCCUUCUCCAGCAGCGAGGAGGCUCUGCUGGAGUGCGAGGGUCUGCUGCUGAAUCUGCCGCUCACCCCGCACCCCGCCUGCACCUCCAACCAGCACCAUCCUGAUGCUGCUACACCCAACGCACUCACAUACCGGGUGCCAGCGAAUGGAUACUACUUCUUCGUGUUCAACUCUGAGAACGAGGUGCAGAGGAACUUCAUCCGCGCGCAGUUCGACCUGCAGAAGACGAGGUACGAGGUGGCGCGAUCAGCUCUGCGCGAGUGCACCAACACCACCACCCGCUGCGACCUCCCACUCGACAUCUUCUCCGCACAAAAGGUAGUUCUAGAAGUACCUCUGAGCAAGAACGAGUCUCUGUGGAACGAGCAGUUUGUGAUCGUGUCGGAGUGCGAGCCCCGCACUGCUGUCUACCUCCUCUGCGUCCUCGCCGUGCCCGUACUCAUACUCAUCACUGCCUUCCAGUAGACCACUCAUCACCUCGCUCACCUCGCUCUCCUCACUCUCCUCACUUACUCAUCACUUCACCGUAACAACAUAGGAUAAAUGUACAUAUGUAAAUCUGAAAACGAAAAACACAUUGGUAUAUGACGGGAUUCGA
Messenger RNA from Papilio xuthus (Asian swallowtail), 2716 nucleotides. RefSeq lists its product as uncharacterized. The record is from RefSeq and is a predicted model, not a curated record. Lineage: Eukaryota; Metazoa; Arthropoda; Insecta; Lepidoptera; Papilionidae. Bases 487 to 2583 code for a protein of 698 amino acids. The transcript is spliced from 15 exons.